Culicoides brevitarsis is the source of this 3450-nucleotide messenger RNA. RefSeq lists its product as uncharacterized. Lineage: Eukaryota; Metazoa; Arthropoda; Insecta; Diptera; Ceratopogonidae. Gene Ontology annotation, biological process: regulation of transcription by RNA polymerase II. The record is from RefSeq and is a predicted model, not a curated record. Bases 941 to 2812 code for a protein of 623 amino acids. Gene Ontology annotation, molecular function: DNA-binding transcription factor activity, RNA polymerase II-specific; transcription cis-regulatory region binding. The transcript has 3 exons.
CAAGCAUUAGCACGACUUUAUUUAAACUUUAUUUUUUUACGACAAAAAGUAUUCAAAAAUUUGAAAUUUUAUCUUUAUUUUUAAAAACUACAAAAAAAAAUUAAGAUUUAUUUUUGAAAAUUUUCGAAAAUAUCGUGUUAGUUCACUUUGGCAAAGUGGCAAACCGUAAAGCAAGUCGGUCGAGUACGGGUGCGGUUGCGCGCAUUGUCUUGUGAGUAGAAAAGUACCACCAUUGUGUUAUUUGAUGUGGUCUUGGUAUUUUCAGUGAAUUUCUAGUGCAAUUUUGUGAAAUAAUUCUGGAAAAAUUGAAAAAAUAUUCAGAAAUAGUUGUGUCAUCGCAUGUGUCCCAAAAAAUUCGUGUAAAAUUGUCCGAUAACAAAAGUCUGUGCCGGCAAAACAAAGAACUGCCAUUACGGAAAGUUUCCCGGCAAAAUAUCGAAAAAGGCGAAAAAGUUAAAUAAAAUUGUCGAAAUCCCGUGUAAAGGUGCCGCAAAGCCCAAAUAAAUGCAUUGCCGGAGCUCAUCAGCCAACUAUCACGUAGAAAAAAGUGAAAAUUCUCGAGGAAAAAUACAAAAAUAAUUAUUUCCCUUACAUAUUUUGAAAUACACAGAAAUCGAUUUUUUUGUUCCAAGCCAAGAACCAAUCAGAAACGAUUCUAGCGGUCGUCGGAAUAAAGCUGUACGCACCAAACAAACUUUAUUACAGUCAGUAGAAAAAAACACUUUAUGGAGAAUAGUAGUACUGUAAAAGAUAGAAGAUAAAUAAGAACAUUUUUAUUAUGUUCUUAAUAUUUAUUAUUAAUAAAAAAUAUUAAAAAUAAGUGAAAAAGUGACUAAAAUUAAAAUAAAAAAAAAAAUAAUAAAUAAUUAAGCUCUAAUUAUAAGGAAAACCGUGGAAAAGCUUUUAUUUAUACAGUAUUUAAAAAAAAAAUUACAUAAAAAUGUUUGAAUUCGAAGACAUGUCCAGUGGAUUCCACGAUCUUUUCUUAAACAAAUAUUCGGAUCCCACACCGAUCAUGGAUCUCUACAUAUCCGAUUCGAUGCAAGACAUGCUCGACAUCGACAUCAAGUCGGAAGUAGCUACAGUGGUCGGCGGUGUCAACGAGUUCUCGUCUCUGAUGAACAAUGAGCUGCCGUCACUGGAAAUCGGUGGCGAUUCCAAUUCGAACGAUUGCGAUACCUCAGCAUGGUUAGGAGGUCCUAAAUGGUCGGCCGUCAAUACGGACAUCUAUGCCGAUGUGGGUGCAUGCGUGAAUCCCAAUUCUGUGAUGCCUGUAAUUUCGAGUUCGUCAGUCAACAAUACGACAAAUUCGGCAGUCGCUAGUGUUGCGUCGCUCCUAAAAUCCCCGAAAAAUCAGUUGGACUUGAACACAAAUGUGAUGGGAUCGGAUGUGCAGAUGCCGAGUCCGCGCGAAAGGAAGAGCCACUUGACGUUCUCGCCAAACAUGAUCAAGAUACCGAUGGUGAAAGAUGCACCACCCAAACCAUCUAGUCUGGCACGCACCAACAACGGCAUCGAUGCCGUGCGAAAAGAUCUGAAUGACGAGCUGAAGGACAUCAAAUACGUACAAAAGCCCCAAAAAAUCCUAAGCAAUAGUCAGCUGAUAAACGACCGCGGCAGCGCAUCGCCGAAUCUCGUGCGAGCGAAUGGCGGUAACACGAUCAAGCUUGCCGGCGGUAUCGGUGGACUCACGUUCGCCAAUAGCAUGCAAUUCAACAAGUUGAAGCAGAGUAUUCAGCAGAAGACAUUUAAUCAAAAUGGUAGUUUUAAACGUGAUCGUUCAUCUAGUCCAUCUCCAGCGCAAUUCCAGCACACCUCGCAAAACGGCACUAUGAAUUCGGCAAAUGGCGGUGCGAAUUCGCCGAAAAUUUUCUCGCGCAUUAAUGCCACCAACAAUGCUCAGCAGACAAAACUGAAACAAAAACCCACGGGACACGAAUUCCCGAAACCGGCCUACUCCUAUUCGUGCUUAAUUGCCAUGGCGCUGAAAAACUCCCGCAGCGGAUCACUGCCAGUCUCCGAAAUUUACAGCUUCAUGUGCGAGCACUUUCCGUAUUUCAAAACAGCACCAAACGGAUGGAAAAACAGUGUGAGGCACAAUUUGUCGCUCAACAAGUGUUUCGAGAAAAUCGAAAAGCCCGCGACAAAUGGCGGACAACGCAAGGGAUGUCUGUGGGCCAUGAAUCCAUCGAAAAUUGCAAAAAUGGACGAGGAGGUGCAGAAGUGGUCACGCAAAGACCCCAUGGCGAUUCGCAAAGCAAUGGUGUUCCCGGAACAUUUGGAGGCACUAGAACGCGGUGAGAUGAAGCACGGCAGCACCGGCGAAAGUGACAACGAAAAUGACGGCGAAGAAAAUGAAGAGGAACAAAGUGAUGCCGAAGAAAUUGACAAUGAAGUUGAUGAAACGUUCAUCAAUACGCCACCGGAAUCGUGCGAGGAUGAAGAACCCGACGUUGAUUUCGAUGUUGAGGUUGGCGAGUUCUAUGACGACCUCAGUAUCAAUACAAAAAGCGACAUUCUUGAAUCCAUUAGUCAAAAAGCAUUUCUAAGUGACAUUAGUAGCUUAGACGACACAAGCGACUUAAUACUCCCAAUGGCAAAACGUCCUAGACUAGAUCUAAACUACUCCAUCACCACAACACCGACCAACGGUAUCGUUAACGGUCAUUUGGUUACCUCACAAAAAACCGGCAUCAUCCUUAAUGGAUCAACAGCACUUAGCAAUGGACAUUUAACACAUCAAACCUCGCCACAUCAAAUAAUCGGCAUAAAUCAACGUCGCAAGGCACCCCUGAUAAACAGGGUGGUGUAAGUAUUUUUUGUGGACAAAUGAAUCAGAUCAAAAAAAAUGAAUUGUAUGAAACGUACAACCAUAAAUUAUAAAUACAUGUCCAAUAUAUAUAUAAAAAAAAACUUAAUAUUAAAAAAAAAUUAUAUAAAAAAGAAUUAGUCUGUAAAUGGUUUUGUACUGUUUUGAAACAAAAAAAAGUGAGAAAGAGUUCUUUUUUUAUUUUAAAAAUUUUAAGAAUGUGAAUUUCGAAUUGGAACUAUAGAUUGUAUAUAUUAGCUUGUAAGAAAAUCAAAACAGGUCCAUAAACUAAAUUUUAAAUUUAAAAAUAAAAAUAAUUUUUCUCUUUUGUUGAAAUUUGUAAAAAAAAAUAAUUUAGUUUUUGUACAUUUAAGUUAACACAAGUCGAGCGAAUGUAUAGAAAAACGACAAAAAAAAGUACAGUCAUGCAUUUAAUUUCGGGCUACUACUAACUCACAACAAUUUUCGUUUAGCUUUAUCAUUUAUAAGUACCUGGUGUAUAAAUUGAUUAAAAGUACGAUUUAUGUUCAGUACAUGCGUACAUUAAAAUAUAAGAGAAAAAAAAAACAAUUAAACUAAAAAAAAAUAAUAAAUGUUCCAUUUUUUAACAUGAAAACUAAUCAAAUUUUUACACAACUAAU